Lagopus leucura (white-tailed ptarmigan) is the source of this 1465-nucleotide messenger RNA. It is a transcript of the gene ING2, whose product is annotated as inhibitor of growth family member 2. Gene Ontology annotation, cellular component: nucleus. NCBI's taxonomy places the organism in Eukaryota, Metazoa, Chordata, Aves, Galliformes, Phasianidae. The record is from RefSeq and is a predicted model, not a curated record. Gene Ontology annotation, biological process: positive regulation of DNA-templated transcription. The transcript is spliced from 2 exons. Bases 1 to 861 code for a protein of 286 amino acids.
AUGUGCGGCUGGCGCGAGGGGAUGAUGCUGGCGGGGCCGCAGCUGGUGGCGGGGCCGGCGGUGCCGGGCGGGGAGCGGGCCCGGCUGCUCUCACUCUACGUGCAGGACUACCUGGAGUGCGUGGAGUCGCUGCCGCUGGACAUCCAGCGCAACGUGUCGCUGCUGCGGGAGGUGGACACCCGGUGCCAAGAAGCUUUAAAAGAAAUAGACGAUGUCUAUGAGAAAUACAAGUCCGAGAGCGAUCCUGUUCAGAAGAAACGCUUGCAGCAGCAUCUCCAGCGUGCUUUAAUCAACAGUCAAGAACUGGGAGAUGAAAAAAUUCAAAUAGUUACUCAGAUGCUGGAACUGGUAGAGAACAGAGCCCGACAGAUGGAAACACACUCUCAGUGUUUUCAAGAUCUGUCUGAAAACGACAAGCCUCUAGAAAAGGCAAAGAUGGAAUCCUGCCAGCCAGAGAGAUCUUCACGUAGACCUCGUCGGCAGCGCACCAGUGAGAGCCGCGACCUGUGCCAUAUAGCAAACGGCAUCGAUGACUGCGACGAUCAGCCGCCUAAGGAGAAAAGAUCGAAAUCUUCCAAGAAGAAAAAACGCUCCAAAGCCAAACAGGAGAGGGAGGUUUCACCCGUAGAAUUUGCAAUUGAUCCCAAUGAACCCACUUACUGCUUAUGCAACCAAGUGUCCUACGGCGAAAUGAUAGGAUGUGAUAACGAACAGUGUCCUAUCGAGUGGUUCCACUUCUCGUGUGUCGGACUCACCUACAAACCUAAGGGGAAAUGGUAUUGCCCCAAGUGCAGGGGAGAUAACGAGAAAACUAUGGACAAAUGUACUGACAAAUCAAAAAAGGAUAGAAGAUCGAGGUAGUGAAUGCAAUUCGUGUUUUAAAGAGUUGCUCCUUUUAUAUUGAAAUGUUUAAUUUCCAGAGAAUGCUGUUUUAGGAGAUGCAUAAGACUAUGCAAUAAUUUUUAAUCUAUAAUAUUAAUGGAGUAUUAAAAGCUGUUAUACCUUCUGUGAUCUUUAACUUUCUGCACUGAGUAACCAAAUAGUUGAAACAGGGUGGCUUCAGACCUUCACAGAAGACGUUACAAGCAUACGGCGCUUGAUUGCAAUUUGACCCCGGUAGUAUUUUAAAAACAACGACUUGUGAAUCUGGAAAUAAUGGUGGUGGGAAAGAUACUGGAGAACUUCUUUCCACGCUAGGGAGAAGGCAGUGAAAUGCCUCACCUAACUGCUGUCAUCUUAACAACUGCAUUUGUUCUUCAUCCCAUGUCUUAAGUUUCUGGUUUUUGUGUUACCAUCACGCGUUUAGGAAUAGGGGUUUUUAAUUCGGCUGUAACUGUAAAAGUCUUCCGAGCUAAAAGCAGACCUCUUCAGUGACUCUCAUAUGACCAGUAUGUUAUUUCAAGAAAGAAAAUACCACUAACUUAAGCUUUUUUUUUUGGUUGAUAUUAAACUAUUGUCUUUGUGA